Messenger RNA from Scatophagus argus, 4282 nucleotides. RefSeq names its product angiopoietin 2b (gene angpt2b). Gene Ontology annotation, biological process: Tie signaling pathway. The transcript is spliced from 9 exons. The coding region runs from base 670 to 2184 and encodes 504 amino acids. The record is from RefSeq and is a predicted model, not a curated record. Lineage: Eukaryota; Metazoa; Chordata; Actinopteri; Scatophagidae. Gene Ontology annotation, molecular function: receptor tyrosine kinase binding.
CCCUGCAAACAGGAGUGUGGUAAGAGGGAGGGAGAAAGUGAAAGAGGGAAGGGUGGUUGAGUGAUUAUGUGCUAAGGAGGUGCAUGUGUGUGUGGAGAGGUACGCCACUCUCUCUCUUUACUUUAAGAGCUUUACCACUUCAGCCAACAUCCUGAAGCAGGCCACUCUCCACUCCACCCCUCCUCUCCCGGACCAACGCAUGGACUCCAGCAGCUUGAAAAGAAGUCGGUGAGGAAAGCAACUUUUAAGAAGAGAGAUAAAUGUUGAAAAGGAAGCCUGCUGUUGGUUUCCUGGACUGAGCCGCGUGCGCUGGCUUGUGGAGUGUUGGAGUUACAAUAGGAGGCAAUCCCCUUUUCCUGUGUGUGUUUUCUGUCUGCACUCACGAGGAACAGCGGAACUGGGCUGCAGAAGACUACUGGAAGCAUCGGCAAAGAGGAGGACCAGCCAAAAGAGGAGUAGAGAAAGUGAUAAAACACAGACAGGAGCAGCAGGGGUUGGACUGAGUACACACUAGGAAGACAGAGUCUUGAGGGACACUUAAAGGAGAGACAGACAAAGUUAAAAAGAAGAGAUAAAGGACCAAAGGGGAAAUUCACCUGACCCACUUCUCUGCUCUGCCAAGUGGAGAAACUUCCUCCCUCCCUCCCCCUUCCCUUUUGUCCCCCUGACAUGGGCCGCCUGCUGGCCCUGACCCUCGCCUACCUGGCCUACCUGCUGGCUGCCGCGAUUGGCUCAGAGCGCCAACAGCACCGCGUGCAGCACGGCCCCUGCAGCUACACCUUCAUCCUCCCUGAGGUGGAGAACUGCCAUCCUUUGAAGGACUUCCAGGUCACCAACACCCUCCAGAGGGACUCCCCGCCUGAGGCAGAGCCUGAUACGAGCCAAUCCAAGCCGGGCAAGGCCCAAAAGGAGAGGCCUUCCUGGCAGGAGAGGAAGCUGGAGAGCCUGGAGAGUGCAAUGGAGAAUAACACUCAGUGGUUACAGAAGCUGGAGAACUUCAUCCAGGAGAAUGUGCGCUCUGGGAUGGAGGAGAUGAAGAGAACUGCAGUACACACCCAGACAGCCGCCAUGCUGGAGAUGGGAACCAACCUCCUCAGCCAGUCAGCCGAGCAGACCCGCAAACUGACAGACGUUGAGACCCAGGUGUUAAAUCAGACAAGUCGCCUGGAGAUCCAGCUGCUCGAAUACUCGCUCUUCACUAACAGGCUGGAGAAACAUAUUCUCAUGCAGACUCAGGAGAUCUCACGCCUCAGUGAUAAAAACAGUUUUCUGGAAGAGAGGCUCUUAGCCCUGGAGGCUCGCUAUGGGAGGGAGCUGCAGGGCUUGGAGAGUGAAAAGCAGCAGCUUCAACAGCUUCUAGAGAGGCAGAGUGGACUGGUCGGUCAGCUCCAGGGCGAACUGGGCAGCUCCACGCUCAACAGCACCUUACUACAAAGACAGCAGGCCGUGCUAACAGAUACUGUUCAGCAGCUGCUGGCUAUGGUCAACCACUGCAAUGAAAUCUCCAAUGUGCCCAAGGAGGAGCCACUUACUUUCAGGGACUGUGCGGAGAUCCUGCAAUCUGGAGUGACAGAGAGUGGAAUAUAUAGCAUACGCCUCCCUAACUCCACCCAGACUGUAAAGGUGUUCUGUGAUAUGAAGACGAGAGGUGGAGGGUGGACGGUGCUGCAGCAUCGGAGAAAUGGUUCUGUUGACUUCCAUCGCGGGUGGAGGGACUACAAAAUGGGCUUUGGAGAGCCUUCUGGGGAACACUGGCUGGGGAAUGAUAUCAUCCACAAGCUGACCAGCUCUCAGGAAUACAGCCUGCAUGUCCAGCUGAAAGACAGGGAAGGGAACGAAGCCUUCUCACAUUACGGCCACUUCUACAUAGACGGAGAGGACAACAACUACAGCCUUCAUGCAGAGCGCUUCAGUGGCACAGCUGGACGGACCAGCAGCCUCACCCACGGCGGCACCCCGUUCAGCACCAAGGACAGAGACAACGACCGCUGCACCUGCAAGUGCGCUCAGCUCGCAUCUGGAGGUUGGUGGUUUGAGGCCUGUGGUCCAUCCAACCUGAAUGGCAUAUAUUACCCCGGUUCAUCCAGUGUGGUCCGCUACAAUGGCAUUAAGUGGUACUAUUGGAAGGGUCCAAAUCUGAUGGCUACCAUGACAACUAUGAUGGUGCGCCCGGCAAACUUCUGAUGGCAUGAUGUUAGAUGAAGUUGAAGAUGAAUUCAUCCCAGGUGAAAUGUCACCUGGGAUGAAUAUAAUGAACAGUAUCCAUGAAAGUGUAUAUUUUUGGAGGACAUUCAAAUCAGUCUGUUGUGGUUCGGGCUUUUGGACUCGGAUCUUGGAGGGACAGUUAAGCAGUUGUCUGUGGACAUGUGCAGAGACACAGUAAGUUCCUGGGUGAGAAAUUCCACACAAAGGCAUUCAGACUAUAUUCGUUCGGCCGAUAGAGGGAGGAGGCAGAGGGUAUGAGCUUUGUUUAUCUUAAGACAAAAAUGACUCAGCACAUCAAAUUCUGCACUUACACAUGACCAGUUAUUCAAGCCCCACAUUAAAUCAAAUUCAUAAACCUUUACCGAUACUUUAUCACAGUACCUACUUUAAUAUUAAAAUAUGGAAAGUGUCGUGUCUUUCUCUGUAAAUAUAUUUUCUAAAGCUAUAUGACCAAACUACAGUGAUUCACAGACACAGCCUUUCCUAUGGCUUACAGAAAGUCAACCAAUUAAACUCUUCUCUAUGAAGUCCUAAUUCCCACACUAAAUGCUUUAUUAAAGUGGACCUUGGUAUGUGUGACACAUGUAAUGUCUAAGUUAAAAAUGUCCUACGCAUUACCCUGACUGUACCUUUAUUCCAGCAGCUUCACCAGACUAUAAAACAUUAGUGCCUGGUUAAAACUGUAGCUCAAUCCAUACAGAAUAGAAGGUAGGAUAACCCACAGUGACUUCAAUGGUUUACCACUGGUAAUAAAAACAACACCAUAAGGAACAGCAACAAUAACAGACUUUGCCCUUUUUGCUGAAUCUUCCAAAGGGCUUUCCACAAUGAAAUAUACCCAAUUCUCUCCAGGCACGCCUCUCAUAAAAUUUUAUUUGUGGGAGAUUUUGCUCAUAGAAGCACAUCAUACACUUUCACUGGUGUGAUUUACUUUCAGAAUCAAACAUUUUGUAUAAACAUCUGGGAACAAAGUUGUAAAUUCAAUUUAUACAUUGUUAAAACAAUAAAAUCAUGCAUCGGUUUUAAUCCACAGUGCCAGGUGCUUGUUACCACGUAAGCUACAUAAACUGCAACAAGCUACACAUGCUGGAUGAGAACUCCCAGCCAUUGAUCUGAUGAAUCAUCCAAUAACAUCAGUCCCUGUGGUGCCCAUUAGGAAGCGGAUGGGUUUCACCUCGGCUAACAACGACCUGGAUGUCCUGGUGUUUGCCGGGAGCGCAGCCAACGCUAACUGGAAGACGACACCCAAGGACAUGGACUGGCCGCGUCUACAAAGUCUGCUAAUUGUUGCGCUUCAUUCAGUGAAGGAAAGGCAGAUAGAACAAUUAAAAAUCUCAUCUUCUUGGCAAGACGUAUCUCCCCAGUGUCAUUCACUGCAAAUUUUAUACAACUGCAGAUGUUGAGCGUAAAUGAACUGUGAGCCAUGCCUUGGUGUUAUCACAAGUCCUGUUCAUUCAAGUCAGUCUCAGUUCAGAGAUACUUAAGCAAGAGAAACAUAUUUGCUUUAUCAUUAUGGAAAAAAACACUAAACAAAACAGGAAAUUAUUGUGAUUAUUUUUUUUAAAAUACAAUUUCAUAGCUUCACUGAGUCGUUGAAGGCUUUUCCCAGGCUCAACUACCUUUGAUUUACUACUCUAUUAGGAAAUAUGCAGGAGCUGCUCAUGAUAGUAAAACUACUCACAGGGAUAACAGCGCUGCUACUGCACCUGACCAUUGCUUAAAUGUGUCUGUAUAAAUAUAUGAUGCAAUCAUGCUAGAAUCUGUGAGAUAACUACAAAUAUCAUCACAAGUGGAUCCAGCACCAGCAGCUACAUGGAUAUAUAACACUCUGGCAGUGAUGAUAUGCCUGAGCCACAAACUAUACAAGCCUAAAGCCACACAUACAUACUCGCAUGCACUGCUGGCAUGCAGUGACCCCAUUGCUAAACAAGUUUAUUACGACCUCCAAGGGCCGGGCAGGCAAUAGAUCACAGCAGGGGAGGCCAGGGGUGAAUCCAUCAAAGCGACUUUAAUAAAGACCACUUGAUUUGGCCUGCUGGCUCAACAGAUGAAAUGGUUGUGUUCAGGUCCAGUGAAG